Trichomonas vaginalis G3 is the source of this 858-nucleotide messenger RNA. RefSeq lists its product as uncharacterized. NCBI's taxonomy places the organism in Eukaryota, Parabasalia, Trichomonadida, Trichomonadidae. Bases 1 to 858 code for a protein of 285 amino acids. The transcript has a single exon. The record is from RefSeq and is a predicted model, not a curated record.
AUGUAUAGACAAAUACCUUUAUCUGUUGCGUUCAGUAGUGAAAACCCUGACGUCAAAAUAAAGGGGAACAGAGUAACGUUUAAGUUUCCAACAGACUGGAUUGUGAACAUAAAUGAAGAGAAGUACAUUGGCAUAACAAAUAUGUAUAUAACACGUGCUUUCAGAAAGGUUGACUUUAUACUUCAAGUCGAGAUAGAAAAUGACGAACAGUCUUUAAGCGUCCAAAACAUUCACAUAUACAAAUACUUUAAAAACAGUACGACGUUAGAAGACUGUAUAAUUACAUUUUACGAAAAUUUUCAAAAGAAGUUCAACAUUGAAGUACAAACUUUACAGCCUUUACGUGAUUUUCUUGCAGAACUGAAAGAAGAAGGAAUUGUAGAAAGAUUAAUAGCUUUUCAUUACGAGUUUGUACCAAAUGAAGAUGGAACUCAUGACUGUCAAUUCAUUGUAUUCUCACCAUUCAAUGAAGUCGCUAAAGAGAAAAAAAAUCCAUUACGUAUAAGAUUUCAAAUCUCUGAACCAAGUGAUGAUUUCAAGAAUGUUUUCAAUUAUGAUGCAAUGCUUCCGAGGAAAAAUGAAUUUUCCGAAAUUAGAUUUCCAGGUAUUUGGGAUAGAAAGCAAGCUAUAUUAUAUUCAAACUUAAGUAAGGGAGUUGAAAAUGAGUUCAUUGGUCAUACAAGAACUUCACCACUUCCUAACCCUAAAUACUAUAAAUUAACUGGCUUCAAUCGUGAGUUUUGGAUAGACAUGUUCUCCACUCAUGACCAUAAAGCACCAGUGUUCUUACCUCCAGACCAUAAGGACUGUCUCUACAUUGAAGCACAACUCUUAAACUCUACCAUCGCAGUAUUGUAA